AUCUUUCUUGUCUCUCAAGCUUCAUCUUCCUGAGCAACUGCGCAUGAUGCAGUUUUCUUCAUUUCAAACCUUAAUAUUCUUACUAGCUCUUUUGUGUGGUGCUCUUACUCAAGCAAGUUGCUUGAGUUUCAGCUAUCCAGAAUUUAAAAACGAAAAUGAAACAGAUUUUCUUUGGUCAGAAAAAGAUUUCAGGAUUAUUAAUGAUGCGAUCCAAGUCACAAUUGAUGUUUCUGGCGGUCCAAUCAGCAACCAAUCUGGAAGGGUUUUAUAUAAGAAGAAAUUCAGGCUGUGGGGAGAUGGUGGUCGGAAGAAAGCUUCAUUUAACUCUACGUUCAACAUCAACAUCAGCAACAGAACAGAUCCAGGAGCUGAAGGUCUGGCCUUCAUCUUAACUGCCAACGAGACUCUUCCUGAGAAUAGCAAUGGACAAUGGCUUGGAAUUGUAAAUGCAAGUUCCAACGGAUCUAUCCAAGCCAGAAUUGUGGCGGUAGAAUUUGACACAAGUAAAAGCUACGAGCAAGAUCUUGAUGACAACCAUGUAGGUGUGGAUGUAAAUAGCAUUUACUCUCUCAAACAAGAGAGUUUGACAAGAUACGGGAUCAGACUUUCAAGCGGUACAAACUACACAGUGACGGUUCAGUAUGACAGCCAGAAUCUCACCAUCUUUAUUUCCCACCCCACGGACACUGGGGAUCAAAUGAAUGAUCAAGUGCUGUCGCUUCCUCUUAAUCUCACAGAGUAUCUUCCGGAGAAGGUUUAUGUGGGAUUCUCAGCUUCCACGGGCAACAACACCCAGCUAAAUUGCAUAACGUCAUGGAACUUCACCUCUUCACGUAUAGAGGAAAAUCCAAACCUACUGUGGGUUUGGAUUGCAACUCCAGCAGCCGUUGUAUUCGCCUUCCUAGCAGGGGUUGCUUCUUACAUCUACUGGAGAAGACAUCAUGGAAAGGAAUUACUGGAAGAUGCAUAUCCCUGGUUAGAAGAUGAGAUUCAAAGCACUGCCAUGGCUCCAAAAAAGUUCGAACUGAAAGAGCUUCAAAGAGCUACAAGCAGGUUCAAUCCCAAGAACAAGCUUGGAAAAGGUGGCUUUGGAACAGUGUAUAAGGGAUGCUUAGGAAAUAAGGAAAUAGCAGUCAAGAGAAUCUCAAAGAACUCACGUCAAGGAAUGCAAGAAUUCAUAGCAGAAGUCACCACAAUAGGCAGCCUUCGUCACAAAAAUUUGGUUAAAUUGAUUGGAUGGUGCUAUGAACGCCAGGAGCUUCUUAUUGUAUACGAGUUGAUGCCAAAUGGAAGCCUCGACAGAUUCCUAUUUGGUGAAAACAUGUUAGGCAAAGAGAUGGAGGAACCACCACUGAGCUGGGAGAGAAGGCACAACAUCAUAAACGGGGUAGCUCAGGCACUAGAUUAUCUUCAUAACGGAUGCGAAAAGAGAGUACUUCACCGAGACAUAAAAGCCAGCAAUAUCAUGUUAGACGCAGAUUUCACUGCACGGCUGGGAGACUUUGGAUUGGCCCGUACGCUUCAGCAAAGUGAAGUAACUCACCACUCCACCAAAGAGAUCGCAGGAACACCAGGUUAUAUGGCCCCGGAAACAUUUCUUACAGCAAGGGCUACAGUUGAAACAGAUGUCUAUGCAUUUGGCGUUCUUGUGCUGGAAGUUGCCUGUGGAAGAAGGCCAGCUGGGAAUCAAGUUGAGCAGAGUAACUACAAUAAUAGCAUUGUGUAUUGGCUAUGGGAUCUUUACAGCAGGGGAAGAGUCCUCGAUGCGGUGGACUCAAGAUUGGAUGGAGACACAGAUGAGGAUGAUAUGGUGUCUGUGCUGACUUUAGGGUUAGCUUGUUGCCAUCCCGACCCACAUCAGAGGCCUUCCAUGAGAACUGUUCUUAAGGUUCUUACCAGGGAGGCAGAUCCACCAGUGUUGCCAAUCGAACGACCGGCUUUUGUAUGGCCAUCCAUGCCUCCAUCAUUCAAGGAGGAUACAGAAUGUGAUUUAGCUGGAGGUCGACUUACUCCAUUCACAGAAAUCAUAGGAAGAUGAGUCCCCUAUCUAAUGGUUGGUAAAAAUGAAAUCUUGCUCUUCUUUUGUGUUUAAAUACUUUCUGGGUUACAAGUUUGUUUGCAUUGCGUGAACAGUGUACAUAUAUGUUUUAAACUUUCUCCAGUCAAUACAUUCCUGUAAGCAUAUAAUUUGUACAAUAGUAAAUACAAUAACAAUUUCUGUAAAACAAAUUUGUGUAUUUUCUUUCAA
Argentina anserina (silverweed cinquefoil) is the source of this 2248-nucleotide messenger RNA. Its product is annotated as probable L-type lectin-domain containing receptor kinase S.5. The record is from RefSeq and is a predicted model, not a curated record. Gene Ontology annotation, cellular component: plasma membrane. Gene Ontology annotation, biological process: protein phosphorylation. Gene Ontology annotation, molecular function: protein kinase activity; ATP binding; carbohydrate binding. NCBI's taxonomy places the organism in Eukaryota, Viridiplantae, Streptophyta, Magnoliopsida, Rosales, Rosaceae. Bases 44 to 2038 code for a protein of 664 amino acids. The transcript has a single exon.